GAAGGACUUUUGUAUCGUGAUCAAUUCUGUGGAGGUGAAUAGAGAACCAAUUAUGGGAAAGUUCAAAAGUGUUUGUGUCUUUUGUGGAAGCAAGUCAGGGAAUAAAAAGAUAUUCAGUGAUGCAGCCCUUGAUCUUGGAAGGGAGCUGGUUGAAAGGAAGAUGGAUUUAGUGUAUGGAGGAGGGAGUAUUGGACUGAUGGGGCUUGUUUCUCAGACUGUUUAUGAUGGUGAAUGUCAUGUCUUAGGUGUUAUCCCAAGAGCUCUUGUACCGAUUGAGAUUUCAGGUCACACAGUUGGAGAAGUGUUGAUUGUAUCCGAUAUGCAUGAAAGGAAGGCUGAGAUGGCUCGGCGAGCUGAUGCUUUCAUUGCUCUUCCUGGAGGGUAUGGAACCUUUGAGGAGUUGCUUGAGAUGAUAACAUGGUCUCAACUUGGAAUCCAUAACAAGCCAGUGGGUCUAUUAAAUGUUGAUGGGUACUAUGAUAGCUUGCUUGGGUUUUUUGACAAAGGCGUAGAAGAAGGAUUUAUUGGACCUUCAGCCAGGAGCAUUGUCAUAUCUGCAAGGACGGCUACAGAGCUAAUCCAGAAAAUGGAGGAUUAUAUACCUCUCCAUGAACAAGUAGCACCAAGUCAUAGCUGGAAAGUAGAAGGGUGCAAUGGAAAUUUGUAGCUGUUUGCUUCUUCAGAUCUUCAAAGAGGAAAAAUAUUUCUCUUCUUGUGAUGAUAACUUUACAACUGAUUUCUUGAAGUGCGUGUGCAAGCCUCCCCAACGUAAAUUGAAGGAUAUAAUGCACAAAAAUGAUGUAUUAAAUAGGAAUAAGUGGUAUUUAUGCAUGCAAAACCCUCUUGUGAUGGCUAUAUUUUUUACUUCAAAAUGAGUACAUCACUUGGAAACAAAAUGCAGACUAGCUUUUGUUA
Messenger RNA from Populus nigra (black poplar), 915 nucleotides. RefSeq names its product cytokinin riboside 5'-monophosphate phosphoribohydrolase LOG8-like. Bases 53 to 667 code for a protein of 204 amino acids. Gene Ontology annotation, cellular component: nucleus; cytosol. Gene Ontology annotation, molecular function: hydrolase activity, hydrolyzing N-glycosyl compounds. The transcript is spliced from 7 exons. Gene Ontology annotation, biological process: cytokinin biosynthetic process. The record is from RefSeq and is a predicted model, not a curated record. NCBI's taxonomy places the organism in Eukaryota, Viridiplantae, Streptophyta, Magnoliopsida, Malpighiales, Salicaceae.